AUGGCAGCCUCCACUCCAGACAUGGAGGAACAGCCGUGGGUGGACAGAGUACAUCAAGCAGAGGACAUGUGGGUGACCUUGGUUAGCCUGGAUGCAGACGUACUAGUCGAGGCUCUGUCGAACUUGCCGGCAGACUUCCAAGGCCGCCUUGAACAAAUAGUCGACUGGUCCGGCCGUGUCAGACAUGCAGCAGCCUCUGGACAGACUUUCAUAGUCGAUACUGGGUUGGGAACUGCGAGCUGGCAUCUGGCCAGCACUUCCUCCUCAGACGCGCCUCAGGAUGCUACAGGCAACACCGACCAGGACCAGUCUUCGGCAGUCAGGUCUUGGGCAGACCAAUCUGAGGUCCCAGCCGUUUUGCAGCCCGUGACUCAGACACCACAGGCUACGGUAGACCCAGUCCAGUCUCUUCAAACGCCGGUUGUCGAACAGGUGCAGCCAGGCUUAGCCCAGGCUCAGGCCGCUAUGGGAACUCCGCAGCCGCUCAGCAAGAAGGGCACAGGCAAGGGCCCACGCCAGCCACCAGUUAAGGCGAUGCCACAGACGCCCACAGCCCAGAUCACAGCCCGGACUCAGGUACCGCCAGGACAGCCUCCAGCUAAGGCACAGCCACCAGCCCGGGUCGAUGACCCACCGGUGCAACUGCCUCAGCCAGCCUUGCAGCCAGGCACCAGGGGAGUUGGUCCCGUGGCGUUCCCAGGCGAACUGGUGGGCUACAACGCCGGCAUAUACUAUGCCAAAUGGGCAGCAGUCGGCGCGCACGGCCUCUUGCCUGAGGCCACUUACGAUUACCAAGGAGGGGGGGUCCAGUCGCAGCCACCGCAGACGCUGACAGCCGAGGUACAUCACGCACGCGGAGCAAAAGCAGGCCGGGAGGGGCCGUCUCUUGCCUCAGUCACGGCUUGUGCCAGACUUCCGCAGGCAGAGGGCGUGGAAGAAAGGACAAUGGCCUCGGUCAGUGACUCCACAGUCACCUUCAAGGCAAAGGCCACUCAGCAUGGUGUGCCCGAGGAAAGUCUUACAGCCUGGGCCACAGACGGAAUCCAGACAUACUCUCAGUUGUUGUUCCGUGUGGCCAGCGCGCCGAACGCUAUUGAUAGCGUCAAGCUGGACAAGCUUCUCAAGACCAUGAAGCCUCCAGCCACAGAUUCAGUCGCCUCAGCAGUCAACCGGCUUCUUUUUGAAGCCGGUACUUUCGUUGUUGCUGAGUUGAGAAGCAGUCUGGAGCAGCCCAGUGCAGAGCCAAGCCGCAGACUCUCCACUCAGGAGCGAACCAGUCGCUUGCAGGCUCUGCAGUCAAAGCUCGGGAGCUUUCGCAUUUCUGGGCAAUAUGAACCAAGUCAUCAGUUAGUCGAUGCCUUCAGCAGCAUGAUCUCAGACCAAUCAGUGCGCCACGUUCCGCUGGCCCGCUGUAGCUGUAGAGAGCAGGAAGUCUCCAACGUUAAGAAAGACGAGCACCUGCUCAGGCUGGAGAACUCAGCCCUCAGACUGGCCAGCAAGCCCCAGCCGCUCAAGGUUGACCUGUCAACAGAACUCAGAGUGGCCCAGGCGCUCAGCAGGCGUGGCAUAGCCAUGGAGAUGGCAGGCAUCGGGACAUUUGAAGUUCACGAGGCCUAUGCCCGAUCUCUCUUAGAGCACCUGCACAGACCGCCACCGCCCAAGUUUGAAGCGCCAGGGAUAGACUCUCUGCUCAGGGCUGACCGUGAGUUGUGGGUGCGCGUGGCUGAGGAAGUUGGUAGUGAGUUCACAGGUCCAGGCAAGGCAGACGCUAUCGACAACGCGAUCAAGAACUGGCAGCACAGCAUGCAAGUUGCAUACUUUCUCGUGCCAGUGCCCAAGCCAGAGAAGCCCGAGAAGCAGCCUUUCAAGAGGACCUGGGAACAGUCUUUCACAGGCGAGAAAGGUGUUGAGAAACAGCCGCCUAAGCCAGACUUAGCAGAAACAGUCUCCGCAGUCGCUUCAGACCUGGCGCCCACCCAAGCCGAGGUGCCAGCUCAGCCAGACCCUCCAGCCGUUGUGGAACCUCAACAGGAGAGGGAGCAGACACCAGCGCAGGCCUCUGCAGACGCACCGGCCACGCAGCCGACUCAGCCUGCGCAGGCCGCGCAGGGUAGCAGGGGCGAACUUUUCUUAGAACUGUUCGCAGGCACAGCUCGUAUGUCUAAGGCAUUCGCCAGGCUGGGCCUGCAAGUUUUGGCAGUCGAUUCAGUCAAGCCCAGUGGUGUUGCAGGGCUCAGCCUAGAUCUGGCACAGCCUCCAAGCCAGAAGUUAGUCCUUGAUCUUCUUCGCUCCAAAAGGAUCUUUGCAGUGCAUCUAGCCCCACCGUGCGGAACCAGUAGUGCCGCGAGAAAUAUUUAUGCAGGUGCAGGCUCCCCUCAGCCACUCCGCAGCCCGCUGCACCCCGACGGGCUACCAACCCUGGGGUUCUUGCAGAGACAGCGUGUCAGGGCAGCGAACAGACUUUACCAGUUCACAGCACUCGUCAUCAGGGCUUGCAUUGAAGCCGACAUUUGCUGGUCCUUGGAAAAUCCGCAAUCAAGUUUGUUUUGGUUGUGUACCCCUAUCCAGAGCCUCUGGAAGGACAACAAGGACAAAAUCCAUUUCGGGACGUUCGACAGCUGCGUUUACGGGGGAGCCAGGCGGAAGGCGACCACGUUUUGGUCGAGCGCCAAGUCAGUCACAGCCUUGACAUUGAGAUGCCACCCGGGCCUCAAUCAUGUACACCUGCCUUGGGGCAAGUCUGGAUCAGUUUGGUCCACCGCAGAAGAGGCUGCGUACCCACAAGCCCUUCGCAGGCAUUGGGCAGCUCUGCUCACACAGGAGCUUGUAGCCACGAAGGGACUGCAGGAACCGGGCAUGUCGCAUGGCACUCAGCGUUUCGCAGCCGCUGAAAGGGCAUCUUUGGGUCUGUUUCCCAAGGCCACGCAUGCGCCAGUUGCCGUAGACCCCUUUCAGGGCCAGCAGUGGGUGCAGCUGAACGGCGACUCUGACAGGAUAAAGUUUGUGCCAGGUGUACGCCUUCAGGACGCAAGUUUUCCUAAGGGCUCCACCACAGUGAAAGUAGUGGUGGAGCAAGGAGUCUGGUGGGCCUUAGUCGGACAGCCAGUGGAGCCAGCAGACUUCCUCAAGGCAGCAGUGGCCAGUCAGCACCCAGCCUGCUCGUUGCCGCCACUGCCUGAAGCCCUUGAGAGAACAGUGAGCAGCCUCAGCAGUCGCAGUCUGUCGGAAAUUCACAAGUUGCGUUGUCAGCGGCUGCGCUCCCUGUGUGACAUGGCUAGGGAAUUGCAAGAGCAGGAGGAUUCAGACCACAGUCAGUUGCAGCCUCACCUGAGAGACAUCCUCAAAGGGAAGCGUCUCAGGCUGUUUGACACCAUCCUGCAGGGAAUAGGUUUUCCUGACAAGCAGCUAGUCCGUGACAUGCGCUCAGGUUUUCGGAUCACAGGUUGGCUGCCUGAUACAGACACUCGGCCCAGCAAGGUUGUGCCGCCAGUCAUGCACAGAGAAGAGGUCUGGGAUAUCAGGAAAAAGCACAACCACCAGAUCUGGAGCCAGUGCAAGCCAAGCGCAGACCCCAAGCUAGACAGGGAGCUGUGGGAGCAAAGCCUCAAAGAGUGUGCCCAAGGCUGGGCCACCUUGGAAACUGGCCACACUCAGGCUCCAGAGAACUGCGUCUUAGGCCGCCGCUUCCCUGUCGUUCAAGGCGACAAAACGAGGCCAAUCGACGAUCUCUCAGUCAGCUCAGUCAACUCCAGCCUAGGCUCAGACGAAAAGAUAGUGGUGCAGCCGUCCUCCAGCACCAUAUCGCUGGCGUUGCACAUACAGUCUCGAUGCCUCUCCAGCAAGCGGAAGGCAUCGCAGCCAGCAGGCAUGAAAGGGAGGACAUUUGAUCUGAAGACAGCUUUCAAGCAGUUAGGCAUAGCCACAGAAGACCUCCCCUUUGCAAAGGUCUCAGUAUGGAAUCCAGACGCUGCUGCUCCUGCAGUACUAGCGCUCAAAGCCCUGCCCUUCGGAGCCACAGGCAGUGUGCACGGCUUCAGCCGCUGCAGUCUUGCAAUCUGGCAAAUUGCAGUCUGCCUUUUGUUGCUUCCUCUUACUGUAUUCUUCGAUGAUUACACCUCAGUCACAGUGGCAGAAGACAGCCAGAGCGUAGAGACCUGCUUCUUGCUUCUCUUGAAGCUGUUGGGCUGGCGCGCAGCCCUGGACGGCAGCAAAGCACAGUCUUUCGCAGAGAGCUUUGUCAGCCUAGGAAUAGCCUACAUUCUGCCUAGAACGCCCUCAGGCUUUGUCAGAGUCAGCAACACAGAAGGCAGGAAGCAGGAAGUGACCGCGACUUGCCAGAGGGCCUUAGCCUCAGGAAAGUUCUCUCCUGCGGAGUGCCUGGCGUUCGCAGGCAGGCUCAGAUGGCUGGACGCCCAAGUCUUUGGCCGGAAGGGCCGAUGGGCUUUCCGCACCAUACUCGAGCACGGUACCAGACCAGGCCGGAACAGACAACUGCAGCUCUCGCCUCAGUUGAGAGAUGCGCUCGAAUGGGUGCAGCUGCACGUACCCACAGCCAAGCCUAGGGCCUUCAAAAGGCCCCCGACGAAGGCGUACAACGUUUUUACGGACGGCAGUUUUGAAGCAGGGCUUGGACGCAUAGGCGGAGUGCUUUGCAGCCCCACAGGCCAAAUCACAGAGUGGUUCCAGGCAACAGUACAACAGGAUAUGGUGCAGGCUUGGCUGCAUGAGGGGACUAGCCAUCCGAUUCUGCAGUGUGAAAUGCUGGCAGUCUGUGUAGCAGCCGCCCUGUGGAGUUCAGCCAUGGCCGAGUGGCCAGUGACGUGGUGGAUAGACAAUGACGCAGUCAGACACUGCCUCAUUAGCGCCAGAGGUUUUCCUGAGUCCAACUACAGACUUUUACAGACGGUCCUUUGUUGCGAAGAAGAGUUCAUGCUUCAGUCGUGGUUUGCCAGAGUGCCUAGCGCUAGCAACCCUGCAGACGCGCCCAGCAGGGGCGAAGCAGCCGAGUUUCUUAGACACGCCACCGAGAGGGAAGUGAAGGUGGGGUGGUUGCGCUGUUUGGCGAGAGGGUCAGUCCCACAGCAGUUCCUGCGGCCAGCAGACUGA
Molecule: messenger RNA, 5106 nt
Organism: Symbiodinium sp. CCMP2592
Lineage: Eukaryota; Dinophyceae; Suessiales; Symbiodiniaceae
Source: the annotation of a GenBank genome assembly